Molecule: messenger RNA, 1945 nt
Organism: Durio zibethinus
Lineage: Eukaryota; Viridiplantae; Streptophyta; Magnoliopsida; Malvales; Malvaceae
Product: cytochrome P450 77A2-like
Cellular component (GO): membrane
Molecular function (GO): iron ion binding; oxidoreductase activity, acting on paired donors, with incorporation or reduction of molecular oxygen, NAD(P)H as one donor, and incorporation of one atom of oxygen; heme binding
Source: RefSeq, a predicted model, not a curated record
GUUGAAUAUAUAAAAUUGAAUUUGUGUGAUCCAAACAUUGCUACUACUGCUACUUGUAGCUGUACACAUAUAAUAAAUGCAUCUAAUAAAAGAAUUUAAUAUAUAUGGAUAGGUGGUAGACCAAAUUCAUUUAAUUCACUCUUUCACAUUCUAUAAAACCUGCCAUAAAUUUUUCACUACCCUGUUUGUUUACUAGUCCCUUUCCGACACUUCUUUUUUUUUUCUUUGCUGUUCAUCUCAAGAAAUGGAGUUGAUAGACCUUUUCAUUAUUGGUUUGGCACUUAUCUUCCUCCGUCUAUGGUGGCGGUACUGGUCAGUUUCUGGUGGCGGACCGAAGAACCUCCCUCCAGGUCCGCCUGGCUGGCCGCUUGUUGGAAACCUUAUCCAAAUCAUUCUCCAACGUCGACAUUUCAUCUUUAUAGUGCGUGAGUUGCGUAAAAUAUAUGGUCCAAUUUUCACCAUGCAAAUGGGGCAACGGACUAUGGUGAUUGUUACAGACUCCAGGCUCAUCCAUGAAGCCCUAGUUCAGAGAGGCCCCACUUUCGCCUCCCGGCCACCGGACUCACCGAUCCGGCUGUUGUUCAGUGUUGGGAAAUGUGCCAUCAACUCCGCGGAGUAUGGACCUCUAUGGCGAACCCUGCGCAAGAACUUUGUCACUGAGCUGAUAACCCCUGCGAGAGUGAAGCAAUGCAGUUGGAUCCGCAAAUGGGCACUAGAAAACCAUAUGAAGAGAAUCAAAAGCGAGGCUUUUGAGAAUGGGUUUGUGGAGGUAAUGGGCAACUGCAGGCUAACUGUAUGUAGCAUCUUAAUCUGCUUGUGUUUUGGUGCAAAGAUCUCCGAAGACCGGAUUAAGAAAAUAGAAAGCAUACUUAAAGAUGUAAUGUUGAUAACAUCACCACAGCUACCAGAUUUCUUGCCUAUCCUUACUCCACUGUUUCGCCGGCAAAUGAAGGAAGCUAAAGCAUUAAGGAAGAGGCAACUGGAGUGUUUGGUUCCACUGAUAAAGAAUAGAAGAGCUUUUGUGGAGAAGGGUGAAAACCCUAACAAAGAAAUGGUAAGUCCGAUCGGUGCAGCCUAUAUAGACUCUCUCUUUGGACUAGAGCCAGCAACCCGAGGCCCAUUGAGUGAAGAAGAGUACGCAACUUUAUGUUCGGAGGUGAUUAAUGCCGGUAAUGAUACCAGUGCAACAACUGUAGAAUGGGCAAUGCUUCACUUGGUAAUGAAUCAAGAAAUCCAGGAAAAGUUGUACCAGGAAAUUGUUGACUGUGUAGGCAAAGAUGGGGAUAUUAAAGAAGAAGAUGUGGAGAAAAUGCCUUAUCUUGAAGCUGUGGUUAAAGAAACUCUCAGGCGACAUCCUCCGGGUCAUUUUCUUUUAUCUCAUGCAGCUAUAAAGGACACUGAGCUUGGUGGCUAUACAAUUCCAACAGGAGUUUAUGUCGAGUUCUACACUGCAUGGAUCACUGAGAACCCGGAUCUUUGGUCGGAUCCGAGUGAGUUCAGACCCGAGAGGUUCCUUCAUGGUGAUGGGGUUGGUGUGGACGUAACGGGGACUCGGGCGGUGAAGAUGUUGCCAUUUGGAGCAGGGAGACGGAUUUGCCCAGCUUGGAAUCUAGGCAUUUUGCACAUAAAAUUGUUGCUUGCAAAUAUGGUUCAAGCAUUUAAGUGGCUGCCGGUUCCAGAUGCUCCACCUAGCUUGACUGAGACUUAUGCUUUCACUGUUGUGAUGAAGAACCCUCUCAAGGCUGUCAUAUUACCCCGGUAAGAAAUUGGCGCUUGAACCAGCCAAAAAAAAAAGAAGAAAAAAAGAAAAAUGUUGCAGCUUAGAUAAUAUUUACUUAGGUUUAGUUAAUCUUAAUACUUUUGAUAUGGUUUGUUGCGUGUUUAAUCCUGUAUUUCAAGCAUUUACUUUAGAAAGCCAUUUCCAAUGCUCUCUAAUUCUUGCUAA